GAAAUGUCUUUACUGUAUUUGCAAUGAAAAUCGCCACCUCAGAUCUUUAUAAACUGCAAGUUUAAGUAGGUAGGUAAUGAAUAUCUCGAAUGUUUUACUCUUUGCACAAAUUUAGCAUGUGUUGAAAGAAAGGAAAGUAAACAACGUUUAUGGACUCUAAAAUAAAAUAUUUACGAUUGUAAAUACACGCGAAAUAUCGAUUCAUUAAAAUGAGAAUUUUAUAUUUCCCGCUCAUAAUUUUUACACUCGUGUUUAUCAAUACAUGCUAUCAUUCUGAUACAUAUAAUGUGGGUACUGCACUAUUCCGAGAAUGGGACAUCGCAAAGAAAUACUGGACAAAGGAGGACCUGGCCUUGGUGGACCUGCGACGCGCCAUGCAGGAUCUGAUCCCCUCGAAGCCGAUGGACACGAGCAGCGACGAGUAUGCCUCGGAGUUGGCGGCGUACUUCCUGCAGUCGGCGGAAGUGGCCAGUCAGAGCGUGGAGGGUCGCGCGAGGACCCUGGUGCUGAUGGCGCUGUACGAUGUGUUCGGUGGCUACCUGCGCGCGUACGCGUUGCCAGUGAGCCGGCUCGGGUACUACGCUGGCACCGUCAGCUACAACCACGUGGAGGUGCUGACCGACAUCUACGAGGAGACGAAGGCCUACCUGAGGACGGACGGGAUGAUCUGGAGCAGGGACAUGGGCCUGGAGCGCCUCAGGCCGCCGAUCAGCCCGCUGAAGGUCGAGCCGCUCUGUCCGGGGGACUGCAGCGAGGCUUGCGAGCAGCUGACCCUGAGCAAGGAGUCCGGAAACACGCAGACAGUGCCCAUACCUUUCCUGGACGACGAGAGCCGGCCGAACACGCUGAUCGUGCCGAUGGAGGGCUGGAAGCUGGUGAGCAUCACGUCGCGCGACUCGGAGGGCGUCCUGAGGCGCUACUACGCCUGCGCCGUCAGGUGCUUGACGGGGCGGCGUGACUCGGAGGCCCAAACUCGCGAGUUCCACAGCAACCUCAUCAGCUGGCUGAAGGACCACGUAAUCCCACAUCUCAAAGAAGAUCGAUGGUAUCCGGGAUUUCAUGGAGUUCUUCAAAUUAUAGAGACCAUGAAACAAGCAGGUGUGGACGGAGCUGACGAGGCCAUUGCCGGGCUGUGGAAGAUCGGACCAAGAAACGAUUUUGAACUCCCCACGCCAGGACCCCCGGACACUCCCACAGCAGAUACAGGCCAAGCAGAGCAAGUAGAGCAAGCAGAGCAAGCAGAGUCUACAUCCACCUGGGUUUCGCUAGCAAGUAAUGUCUACGUCAUAUCUGUUUGCGGAGUUUGCAUAUUCCUGGCUGCAAUCAUCCUGCUGAUUUUCCUCUGCUGUCGCUGUAGGAAGUGGUGGCUAGCGAGAAAACAUCAGCGGCAAAUGGAAGGUGGCACGGGAUAUUACUGUGCCCCAAAUAAUAUCUACACAAAAUUGAACCAAGGGUAUCGGAAGUUGCCCGCUGAAAGAGAGAGCAUAACCGUCCCUCCACAGCGCAUCGGGUGCAAAGUGACACUGGCGAAGCAGUUCUGCCAACAGAUUCCCGUCACAAGCAGUAACGAGAGGUUCUCUGACGACUUGCAUCAGCAAUCACACGUGAGGGGGAAAACUGUAGCAGAGUACGAGCAGGACUACAAGAAAGUAAUGCAGGAUAUCAAUUUAAAUGAGCAGACGUCCUACUCCAGCGAAGACGACGACGACAACGAAGAGCAAGAAAUAUUUACCAAAACAUAAAAAAAGGAAAUCAAUGGAAUCUGCUUCUGUAACGCCAAGUUAAAUUAAAACCACACGAUAUAUUCCAUGGUGUUACCUUGGAACAGUUUCAUAAA
Messenger RNA from Bacillus rossius redtenbacheri, 1837 nucleotides. RefSeq lists its product as uncharacterized. The transcript has 11 exons. The record is from RefSeq and is a predicted model, not a curated record. Lineage: Eukaryota; Metazoa; Arthropoda; Insecta; Phasmatodea; Bacillidae. The coding region runs from base 210 to 1742 and encodes 510 amino acids.